AUGCUAUUUUUCUUUAUAGGAAUGUUUUCUUUAGGAGUAUUAAUUACUCAAAUUAUCUCAUUUUAGUGGUUUUAAACUAACUAAGAUAACAACUACCAUAAGAUAAUAGAUCUUUGGUUGAAAGAUCCAAUAGAGUAACUUUAUUUAAAAGAUGUAAACUAAGAUUGCCCAUAAGGUACAAGUACAUUUGAUUUGCAAUUUUAGUAUCCAGGAAACUCUGGAUUAUGUAUUUGUGUUAAGGAUGACACUUAUUAUGGAUAAAAUAGUAACAACGCAUAUAAUAAUCGAAAUUAUAGAAUAUUAUAAGGUAAUUAUUUUGAAUGUUCAAAGAAUACUUGUGGUUAAAACUAAGUUUCCCAGCAAAUUAUCUAGCCAAUAAAUAAUGUUAAUUUAAAUUAUUUCUUCUUUAACCUAACUAAGAAUUCCACUCAAAAGAUUUGCAUGAGUAAAGUUCCAAGAUACUCAUUCGCAUUAAAAGCUCCUUUAUAAAAUUAAUGUGAGAGCUAUGAAAAAUAUUGUGAUUUUCAUACUACAAACAAAGACACAUUUGAUCUAGAUUAAGGCUAUUGCAUUCCGAAAGAUAAAGAAUGUUAAAUUUAGGGAGUCAAUCUAGGAUAUUAUACUCAAUCAGUUAUUGAUUAGCUCCCUAUAGUUGAUAUCAGUAUAUCUACCAAAUAAAAAAUAGAUGCAUAUAAUGUACAUAUUUAUGAUACAAUAAACGAAAAAAUCUUGCUAAAUAUGAAUAAUAUAACAUAUGAUUCUCACUAUAAUAAUUUCCUUAAUCAAGAAUUUUAAAUUAAUAUCAGCCAUAUGCCAAGAGUUAAGCUUAGAUGCAGAUAAGAAUUAUAGUAGAAUCUUAGUACUUAUUUUGGCCCUGAGAGUGCCUAUCAAAUCAGUUUAGCUCUCCUUAUCUUUUCAAUUCUUUCAUGUGCAAUUAACUUUUUGUAUAUUGGAUUUGGAGAUUUAUUUGAAAUGAAUGUGUGCCUAACUGGCUGUAAAAAAUAUUGUGAAUUAAAAAGAGUAUAAAAAAAAAAUUCUACUUUUAAAAAUUCUAUGAUUAUUUUGAAACCUAUUUUGCUCAUAAUGAUAAUUAUAUUAAAUGGUGUUAUGAUUCUUUGUUAUACAAAUAUGCUAGAUUAUAUGCUGUAUAUGGUUAAUGAUAAAUGCCUUGAUUAGUAUAUAAAUUAGACUUUCAGCUAUUAAAAUACAGCAUAACCAUAAAUCUAUCAAGAAGGCUUAACUUAUACAGGUUUAAUGCUUGCAGGAAUAUAAUUAUUAUUUGACUAAAUGUUAUAUCUAUCAAUAAAGAAUGUUAUCUUGUAUAUUUAUUCAAUAAUAAAAUGUCAAAAAAGUCAAAAAAAACGAUCAAAUGCUUAAAUAGAAACAGUAACUAAUUCUAACUUGAAGUAAGAAAAUAAAAAACAAGAUGUUCAAAAUAAUGCAACACCAAAUUUAAAUGACUAAGCAAGAUUAUCAACUUUAACUCCUGUUAUUCCGAAAGCGCCAUUGAAUUUAGAUAUCUUUGUUAAUAAAAGUAAGUAUGAAGAAAAAACGAAUUUUGAUAAAUAAAAGACAGAAUUAAAUUAAUAAAAAUAUAUUAAUAGCCCCAUUUAAAUAUAUCAAGAUGAGGGAUAGAACAAUUAUUUAACACCAGUUUAUAUCCUAGGAAAAAGUAUAUCAAAAAGAUAAAAUGACAUUGAACUUAACUUAUAAUAAAAUCAAUUAAUUAAUUUAAAUAAUCAAUAAUACAUUCCUUCUUCAAAUUAUCCAAUAUAUUAAAAUCAACAUAAUUUAAUUGAAGAUAAAAAGAAUACUAAUAAUAUCUAGUAAUUUAAGAAAAGAAGAAAUUCAGGUGUAAUACAACCACCUGAAGCUCCUCUACCUCCUGAGUAGAGUGAAAAAUCUCAAUUUUCCAUUGUAAACUUGGAUAAUAUUUGA
Messenger RNA from Tetrahymena thermophila SB210, 1938 nucleotides. RefSeq names its product transmembrane protein, putative. The transcript has a single exon. The record is from RefSeq and is a predicted model, not a curated record. NCBI's taxonomy places the organism in Eukaryota, Ciliophora, Oligohymenophorea, Hymenostomatida, Tetrahymenidae.